AUGAAAGUGCUGUCGCAUCCUUCAGUUGGAGCUUUCUGGACGCACUGCGGAUGGAACUCGACGUUGGAGAGCGUAUGUGAAGGGGUGCCGAUGAUUUGCAGCCCGUGCUUUACGGACCAAUUGGUGAAUGCACAGUACGUGGGCCACGUUUGGCAGGUCGGUUUGUGUUUGGAAAGCGGGUUUAGACAGGAAGAGAUUGAGAUGGCUAUUGAAAGGAUAUUGGGGAAUGGAGAAGAAAGGGGAGAGAUUAGAGGGAAGGCUUUACAUUUGAAAGAGAAGUCUGAUCUUUGUGUUGAGCCGGGGGGAUCUUCGUACGAGUCCUUGCAGAGCUUGGUCGAGUACUUGUCGUCGCUGUUGUAA
This is a messenger RNA of Striga hermonthica, 360 nucleotides long. Lineage: Eukaryota; Viridiplantae; Streptophyta; Magnoliopsida; Lamiales; Orobanchaceae. The record is from the annotation of a GenBank genome assembly.